AUGUCGGGAUCCGAGCCACUCCCGGGAACUCACAUAUGCGACUUCUGUUUCAAGAGCUACCAAAGACGUGCGUUUUCGUCAUCUAUCCAAUCUCCCCAUCCCCUAUCACGCAUCCCGUUGCAAAAUCUGACCUGCUUGGUAUCAGGUGAUCUUCUUUUGCGCCAUCGACGACGGUGUCUGCGAUCAGACAAGCCCACAACGCGCCGUAAAGCAUGUAAUGCCUGCGUGCAGGCCAAAGCUAAAUGCUGCUACACGCAACCAACCUGCUCGCGCUGUGCGAAACGAAAUAUCAUCUGUAAAUACGCCUCGAUGCCGCAGAGAGCAGCUCGGGUAACGCCACCCUUCUCCUCCAACGCGACUUCUGCUUCUAUCCCGGCAUCUUCGUCUUCGUUUGAAGACCCUUCGCCUCUCGAUAAGCAUGACGUUCGUACGACCAAUCUGGCCUUGCUAUGGAGCCGUCAGAGCUCGCUAGGUGAUCCAGAUGCCGAUCCUACAGUCUCAUGGACCUCUCGGAAUUUUCCUUGGAACAUGGAUACGAUCAAUCUCGCCUCAGUAGUUUCCCCACCGGCCGACCUAGUCCACGAUAUGACCCCAGACCCAGCACCAGCGAUCACUACUCGACCACAGAGUGUGUACUUUCCGGAGCUUUCAUCAGCUUCGCAACAGUCAUACCCUAUGCUGGAUGAGGAGAUCCCCGCAUUGGCUGUUUCAAAUACCCUCAAUCAGUCGAAGAUGGCCAGGAUAGACUCAUCGGGUGCUAACAACUCGCCUCGGGCGCUCUUAUCUACAGGAGACGUAUCUGGAGCGCGUCAAGCCGACUGCGCCCGCCUGCUGCAACAGUAUCCGAAAUUCCUGCUCCAGGAUGAUUUCUAUUGUCCAUUUCUGCACCGGACACUGUUCAGUGACAAUGUCCCAGACACGACAAUGCUUCCGCACACUUCCAUGGCCAUCUGCUGCGGGAGUGCUUUGGGGAACAAGGAAGGGGUGGGGUAUAUUAGGCGAGCUAUAGAUGCGCAACGACAAAGCCUGAUUGAGUCCUAUUCGAGCUAUCAUUGCUUGCAACAGUGGGACGCCCUCCAUGCGAUGCUUCUCUAUGAAAUACUCGAGAUGGGCACGGCGUCCAUCAAAGACACAGAGAGAUGGAAGCUGAAACGGCGGACGAGAGGGCUAAAGUCACCAUUCCUUUUAAAAAUGACGCAGUGUUUCUCGCGGUCUCAUCUUGACCCGAAGGGUCUCGGAAUUCUGCCCGAUACCCAAACUCAAGAUGACUGGUCCCAGUGGGCCGUCGCCGAGACUGCCCGCCGCACCAUGUUUCUCGCCAACAUCAUCAACUUCUUCAGCAAUCGCGAUCUCGAGUCUGGACACCAAUCACCCUAUUAUGAGCCCCUUAACGACGAGCUCGUGUUGAAGAUGCCCCUUCCCUGUCAGCACGCCGUGUGGAGUGCCCGCACCAGAGACGAGUGGUGUAAGGCCACCCAGAUGGCCAGAUCGGACGAUUUGACAGGUCCUUCGGGCCCCUUGACAGACGCUGAGGCUGCUUACGGUGCUCCUGAUUCUCAUGAUACCAGCCUUGCCACAGAUCCAGACAUCGCUGUCGACGAGCAGCUCCCAAAUUAUCACGAUUCACCCUCGCUCAGCUCGCUGUUUGCGGCUUUUACCAAGGAUCACCUGCGGGCCAAAGUCUCGGCGAAUGCAGGGUUUGCUGACUCCAAUGAACUGUGCUCAUUUGUCAUUCUCUGUGCGUUGGAGCAGUUCCCGUGA
This is a messenger RNA of Penicillium oxalicum, 1761 nucleotides long. RefSeq names its product Zn(II)2Cys6 transcription factor domain-containing protein. The record is from RefSeq and is a predicted model, not a curated record. The transcript is spliced from 2 exons. The coding region runs from base 1 to 1761 and encodes 586 amino acids. Lineage: Eukaryota; Fungi; Ascomycota; Eurotiomycetes; Eurotiales; Aspergillaceae. Gene Ontology annotation, molecular function: DNA-binding transcription factor activity, RNA polymerase II-specific; zinc ion binding. Gene Ontology annotation, biological process: regulation of DNA-templated transcription.